AUGUUAUCUGUACUGACUCUUCCAGGAAUAAAGCUCGCUUGGGCUGGGCCAAUCAGCUUUGCUAUCACUCUUUUCAGUCGAUUCACCAUAACUUUGGUGAUAGUCUUGAACAGGACGUUACACAGACUUAUCGGUCAAAACUGGGUAAUCUUUUCCGGUUUAGAGACCUUACCAAUAAGCACUAGGAGAGCAUCAUUUGUAUCCUGCGGAAGUAUGCCUGAUUCAAAGAACUCCAACACAAAACGAACCACCGAUUCUUUCACCACAUCCAGCAACUCUGGAUUUGAAACCCAUCAGGUCCCGGUGCCUUGUACCUCCCCAUCUUUCGUAUUGCUUCCUCCACCACCAUUGGCACAAACGGCUUAUCAAGAUUUACCUGCUCCUCUCGUGUAA
Molecule: messenger RNA, 393 nt
Organism: Microthlaspi erraticum
Lineage: Eukaryota; Viridiplantae; Streptophyta; Magnoliopsida; Brassicales; Brassicaceae
Source: the annotation of a GenBank genome assembly